Molecule: messenger RNA, 1239 nt
Organism: Phaedon cochleariae (mustard beetle)
Lineage: Eukaryota; Metazoa; Arthropoda; Insecta; Coleoptera; Chrysomelidae
Source: the annotation of a GenBank genome assembly
AUGGUUGAAGGUUGGCUGAAAAAUUUGAGGGCUAACUGGGCGGAAGCAGAUUUAAUAGAACUAAUUAUUCAAGGAAUAAGAGAACGUGAUGUUCAAACUACCGCCAACAAUCUCAAUUUGAAGAAAAUUCCUGAUCUGCUAGUUUACCUUGGUACAUUGAUGAAACCUUCCGCGCAGGUAGAUAAACGAAGUACUUCAGAAUCUAUAACUUCAGUAAGGACUGUUGAUGAACCACCCAGAAAACUUGAAGCUGUAUCUUUAUAUACAGCCUCAACGCCUGGUGCGAUAGAGAAUAUCACUUCUAGGAGCAAUAAUCUCAAGAGAAGAGCAGCAAAUGUUGAAGUAGAAUGUCGGAGGAAAAUUUCAGAUGCAUCUUCUGACAGUUCUGAUAGCUCAAGUUCUGAGAGUUCUACAUCAGAAAAUGAAAGUGAAAAUUCACCGAAUGAUCAAGUUGUGUUACAUGAACAUGAUGACGAUCUGGAGGCUAGGAAUCGUUGUCCAGAACAAAGAGGACAAUUCACAAUUGCCACAGCCAAAAUGAAUGAAUUGGAGACGGAUCUGAUUUGUCUAGCUUGGAGGGAUAAAAAGGUACACACUUUCAUUGGAACCUGUGGUACUAGCCUAGAGGGUACUCCCGCGAAAAAAAAGAGAACUGAUGCUACUGGAGAAACCACGAUUAAAGAAGUACCACGGACGCAGCUCGUACAGGAGUAUUUUGAUGGUGCUCCUGCCAUAGAUAUACACAACCACAUUCGACAAAGCGGUUUGGCAUUGGAAGAUGUAUGGAAUACCCAACGAUGGGAACACAGAAUGUUUUCUAGCAUAUUUGGCAUUAUAGAAACAAAUGCUUUUUUAUCGUAUAAAUAUUUCAAAGGUGAUCAAUCCAUCAAACAUUCAGAUUUCACAGAAGCAUUAGCGCUGCAACUAAUAAAUAACCCUCGGAGACCACAAAGGGAGAAUGUAGGCGGAGAGAAAGAAAAUGCCGUCAGACCACAGAACCAAAAUGAAGCGGUUCCUAGACCUCUGCCAGAGUCCAACAACUCCUUCGCCGAUGCAACAAUGUUGCACAAUAUUAAUGAAUCCCUAGAUUUUUCCACUGCUCUUAAAGCGAACAACAUCACCAGCACCCCCAACCCCCUUCCCACACCCUCCUCCAAAAACACCAACAACACAACAACCCCCAAACCACAAUCACCUCACAUCCCCACAAACCUCCAACCUAAGAUCCCUCCCAAUUAA